Acyrthosiphon pisum (pea aphid) is the source of this 2210-nucleotide messenger RNA. Its product is annotated as smoothelin. The transcript has 12 exons. The record is from RefSeq and is a predicted model, not a curated record. Bases 507 to 1508 code for a protein of 333 amino acids. Gene Ontology annotation, molecular function: protein binding. NCBI's taxonomy places the organism in Eukaryota, Metazoa, Arthropoda, Insecta, Hemiptera, Aphididae.
AUGCCAAAAAAGGCAUUGCUAAAGUCACUACAGUGACAACAGCUAUCGGCAAAGAUACUGGUCCCCAAAUUACAGAAAUAACCGAAGAGCUCAGUGAGAACGAUCAUGUUGACGGAAAUAAAGUAGUAAAAAGAAGUCGAACCAAUGACAAAUUUGAAAAUAUCCAGAAGAGGUUUAGCCAAGAAAGUUUUAGUCAAGAUAGCAGGCGUUCGUCCAAAGAAUUAAAUGGACAUGAAAAAUCUGAAGUAUCGCCACAAUCCACUCCAAGAUCAAGCUUGGUGCGCGGAGAUUCAAUCAAGGCGCUUCAACAUAAAUUUCAACAAGCCACUGUUUCAUCUAGUUUGAAACAGAACAAAACGGCUAAAUCUGAUGUGUCUAGUAACUCACGACAAGUUGAAGAAAAAACAGUAACUACCAAAGUGAAUACAACAAAAAACAGUGGAACUGCUACCUCCUUCCUUGACAAUAAUUCAAGAGUGACUGGUGUACAAGAUGUUUUAACCAGAAUGCGAAAUGCCGAUCUAGUUGUAGAAAGUGGUGAUACCUAUGAAGACAUUGAAGCCCGUGCGUUACUUAACAAAUUUUUAGGCGCCUCAGUCAUCCUUCAUGGAAUGGAACAAGGAAACAAAUCUCCUGCUUCAAUUAACACUACUAGUAGCGCUGCGCUUGUUAACCAAGUUGAAAAACAAAGAGCACAGAAAUCUCCUGUGAUUAGGAAGAACCUAAACGAACAAGAACUCGAUAAUAUUUGGGACGAAAAACAAUUACAAAUUUUGUUGGAAUCUUGCCCAGACUACGAUCAAAGGAAAAAAAUCAGAGCCAGGUUAAGGCAAAUCAUGGCAGAACAUAAAGCGUGUACGGACGUCGUCGCCCUGGCUGGCCUAACAGAUAACACCACGAGCAACGGAAAAAACGAAGUUACCGAGUCGAAUUCGACGACCGUGUCCAGCAAAACCGGAACUGGAUCGUAUGUAAAAACUGAAGUGCAUACUAGGACAACAACUUCUAGUAACCGUCUGACUAAAGCAAAUAGCGUUAGUUCUUCACCGUUUGCCAAGUUCCAGCAACUCGAACGCCAGAACUCGGCUCCAAACUCACAAACGCGUCCUUGCUAUAAAUUCACCGACCCCGCCUUGGCGCGGAGCGCUUCGUCAAUCAAAGAUCGCCUACUCAACUGGGUUAAAGCUCAGACGAAGGAAUAUAAGAACCUCCAAGUAACAAAUUUCUCGACGUGUUGGAGUGAUGGUCUUGCGUUCUGCGCCCUCAUCCACCAUUUUUACCCGGAAGCAUUCGACUACGAUAAACUAACACCCGAAAAGCGAAGAGAAAACUUCGAAAUUGCAUUCAAAGUAGCCGAGGACGAAGCCGGUAUCGCACCGCUUUUGGACGUCGAAGACAUGGUCGUCAUGCGGAAACCCGACUGGAAGUGCGUGUUCACGUAUGUGCAGACGUUCUACCGGCGGUUCCACAACGACCCACGAUCCGUCAAACCUUCGUACUUCGAAUGAUUACAACGCCUCCUGUUUAAUCAUGCAGCUACAUUUUUGAAUGCAGUUCGCUAAAAAUUAUUACUAUUUUAUUGUUUUUACUUGAAUUUAUUUUGUUAAAGAAAAAUCUAUCAUAAAUCGUCUCGUACCCCUUUAUAUACUUGGUUAAUUCGUCCACUCGAUUGAUCAACAAGUGUAGGAACGAUUCGUACCUAUAUAAUAUUUAUAUGUGUUACAUGUUACAUUUUUAUUAUUUUUUUUUUUGCUGUACAUUAUUGUACCUACCGAUCUAAAAUAGUGGGUUUGAUUUUCGACUCUACCUACAUAUUUUAAAUAUUUGGUAGAUUACUAACUACUUAGUAAUUUAGUAUAUUAUGUAUUGUUUUUUUACUCAUAUCCUCCCCACUAAUUUUACAAUAAUAAAUUACUCCUGCCAGUAAUAUUUCCACGAUUGCUCCGGUUAAACGCUAAAAAUGAUGAAUGAGGCCUGUAGGUGAUAUUUUAUUUUAUCAUAGUUUAAAUAAUUAAGUUAUUAUUAUAAUAAUAGACAAUAAUAUAUAAUAUAUUUAUAUGUAUAGUGUAUACUCGAGCGUCGUUACAACAAUACUAUAAUAUAAUAUUAUUUUUAAAUUUAAAUCUCUUCCCUCUCCCUGUUAUAUUUUAUGCGAACCACAAGGCGACUUGGUCAAGGUCUUAAAAAACUAAAUCAGUUGAUUAAUUAGG